Molecule: messenger RNA, 498 nt
Organism: Babesia bigemina
Lineage: Eukaryota; Apicomplexa; Aconoidasida; Piroplasmida; Babesiidae
Exons: 6
Coding region: 1-498 (165 amino acids)
Source: RefSeq, a predicted model, not a curated record
AUGAGGGGACUGGGCGCGGCAGUGGUUGAGAGAGUGGGAGGGUUGAGGGGACUGGGAGCGGCAGUGGUUGAGGGGAGUGGGCGCGGCAGUGGUAGUGUUGCAGUUGGUGAGUGCUUGCUUAGGUUGAGGGGAGUGGGAGGGGAAAGGGAAGAUGUCGAGAGGGGGGAGUACGGAUUAGGACGUCUUAACUACGAUUGUAGUCCGCCAAUAUGUGACACCAGAUGUAGGGGCAAGCAGUCGACAUGUGAAUGUACAUGUUGUCUAAAGAAACGCUCUGCCUCCGUUCCAUCGCAAUCCACCUCAGCCGACAGUGUACAGCAUGUCAUUGUCGAGGAGAAUCAUUCCUUUGCUUACACUUACACGGAUGAGAACUCUACCUCUUCCCGCCUCAUUCCCAUCAUCAUCGUCCCCGUAGCCCUCAUCAUCCUCGUCAUCUGCGUCAUGGUCUACUUCCGUGUCCGGCCUUUCCACAGGGUGCGGUAUCUACUGCGCAGCUGA